Molecule: messenger RNA, 3968 nt
Organism: Mangifera indica (mango)
Lineage: Eukaryota; Viridiplantae; Streptophyta; Magnoliopsida; Sapindales; Anacardiaceae
Product: disease resistance protein RUN1-like
Exons: 5
Coding region: 92-3679 (1195 amino acids)
Biological process (GO): defense response; signal transduction
Molecular function (GO): ADP binding; protein binding
Source: RefSeq, a predicted model, not a curated record
AUUGCCUUCUUAUUCAUAAUUCUAAUUCAAUGCCAAUGUCUGAAACACAGAACAAGCUAACCGGAGUUUACUAGGGUUUCAAGUGUCAAAAAUGGCUUUGAACUACAAUGGAGGCGCCUCUUCGUCUUCGUCGACUUCUUUUUCACGUCCUCGGUGGAAAUACGAUGUUUUUGUUAGUUUUAGAGGAGAAGACACUCGCAAAAACUUCACUGAUCAUUUAUGCAGAGCUUUGGACCAAAAGGGUAUGAUCAUUUUUAGAGAUGAUGUCAAGCUUGAGAGGGGCAAGUCCAUUGCGCCAGAGCUUGUUAAAGCCAUUGAAGAAUCAAGAUUUUCUGUUAUUGUUUUUUCAAGAAACUAUGCGACGUCGUCCUGGUGUUUGGACGAACUUGCGAAGAUUGUUGAGUGCAUGAAAGAGAUGGGGCAAACCGUUGUCCCCGUUUUCUAUGAUGUGGAUCCAAGUGAUGUUCGUAAACAGACCGGGAGCUUUGGGGAGGCCUUUCGUAAACAUGAAGAAGCUGAUUUUGGAGAUGAGACGUUGCAGAAAUGGAGAGAUGCUUUGGCUGGUGUGGCUAAUUUAUCUGGUUGGCAUUUGCAGGAUAGGCAUGAGGCAACAUUUAUCCAAGAGAUUGUUGAAGAAAUAUGGACUCAGUUGAGGCAGUCAUUCUCAUAUGUUGCGAAGGGCUUGGUUGGAAUAGAUUCACGAUUGCAAGAAAUAGAUUGUUGUUUAGGUAUGGGGUUGACCGAUGUUCGCAUUAUAGGGAUUUGCGGGAUGGGUGGCAUUGGUAAAACAACUGUUGCUAAGUUCAUUUAUGACAGCUUUUCCUAUAAAUUUGAAGGUAGCAGCUUUGUCAGAAAUAUUAGAGAGAUAUCUGAAAAAUUUGGUUCAGUUGCUUUACAAGAGCAACUUCUUUCUCAAACUCUAGGGCAAAAAAAUUUGAAUCUAUUGGACAUUCAACGAGAAAUGUAUUGUAGGCUGCAAAAUAAAAGAGUUCUUGUUGUUCUUGAUGAUGUAAAUGAACUAGAACAGCUAGAAGCAUUAGCAGGUGACCGUGAAUGGUUUGGUCCUGGAAGUAGAAUCAUUAUAACCACUAGAGAUGAGCAUCUUCUGAUCGCCCAUCGUGUGGAUAAAAUAUACAGGGCCAAGAGUUUAAAUUCCAAGGAAGCCCUUCAACUUUUUAGUCUGAAAGCUUUUAAGCAAAAGCAUCCUUCUGAAAAAUAUGUAGACCUGUCUAGGGAAAUUGUAAACUAUGCUAACGGUCUUCCAUUAGCUCUUGUAGUUCUGGGCUCUGAUCUCUGUGGUAGAAGUGAAAAUGAGUGGAGAAGUGCACUCGAAAAGCUUAAAGAAAUUCCUAACCAGAAAAUUUUUGGUGUACUCAAAAUAAGUUAUGAUGGCCUGGAUGAAACAGAGAAGAACAUUUUCCUUGAUAUUGCGUGUUUCUUUCAUUUGAGGAGAGUAGCCCGAGUGACUGAAAUAUUACGGGCUUGUGAUUUUCACCCAGAAAUCGAACUUCGAAAACUUGCUGACAAAUCUCUCAUAUCAAUUGACAAUAUUAAUGAUAGAUUAUAUGUCCACAGUUUGUUAAAAGAAAUGGCUCAGGCAAUUGUUCACCAAGAAUCUCCCAAAGAUCCUGGCAGACGCAGUAGGUUAUGGCUUUACAAUGAUAUCCGUCAUGUACUUGAAAAGAAAAAGGGAAUGGAAGCAGUUGAGGUCAUACACCGAGAUUCAUCUGAAUUACAAUUGAUAUCUGUGGACAAGGACGCAUUUGUAGGGAUGAAUAAUCUGAGGCUGCUUAAAAUAAAUGAUGUUGUUCUCCCUAAAGGGCUUGAAUUUCUUCCCAAUGAAUUACGGAUUCUUAAAUGGCAUGGAUACCCUCUAAAGUCAUUGACAUCAGGUUUCAAAGCUGAGAAACUUGUUGAACUUGAUUUGUCACAUAGUGGCAUUGAACAAAUUUGGAAGGAUUUGGUGCAUCUGGAUAAAUUGAAAAUCUGCAAACUAAGUCACUCAAAAAAGCUUAUCAGAACUCCAGAUUUCAGAGGAGUUCCAAAUCUUGAGAGGAUUAUUCUUGAAGGUUGUACAAAUUUAUAUGAGCUUCAUCCUUCUAUUGGUAACCUCGAAAAGCUUCAUGUAUUAAAUCUGAAGGACUGCAGAAACCUGCCAAGUCUUCCCAGAGUAAUCUCUGGAUGGAGAUCUCUUAAAGUUCUUUUGCUCCUUGGCUGCUCAAAAAUUGAGAAAUUACCGGAGAACUUGGGGGAUUUUCAAUGUUUGGAAGAGCUUGAUGCUGGUAAAACUUCUGUUACAGGGGCACCUUCAUCCAUUGUAAGUUUAAAGAACCUUAAAAGGCUGUCGUUUAAAGGAUGCAAGGGACAAGUUCGCUCACAUUGGGACUGGUUCAGGCGCCUGUUGCCAGCAAUAGGCCAAAUCUCCAUGAGUUUUUCAUUUCCUUCCCUUGCAGGGUUAUUGCCAUUGACCGAACUUGAUUUAAGUUACUGUAAUCUCUCUGAAGAUAGCAUCCCAAGUGGUCUUGGCCAGUUAUGUGCAUUGAAGAAAUUAAAUCUCAGUGGGAACAAUUUUGUUAGCUUACCCACAGGCACUAAUCAACUUGAUAAGUUGCAGAUUCUCAAAUUGGCAGAUUGCCAGAACCUUCAAGCUCUGACAGAACUUCCAUCAAGGAUAGAAAUUCUAAGAACAUAUAACUGCCCAUCAUUGGAAAACUUGAGUGGUCCUUCAAGAUUAAGUAUGUCAAACUUUCGGGAAUUCUCCCUUCAAAAUUGUUUCAGAUUGCUUGAGAAUCAAGGUGGUGACAAUGUGGCGGUUUCAUUGCUAAAUCAUCAUCUUUUCUUGAUAUUGAAAGCCAGAAUUUUAAGGUUACCAUUAAUGUUGCACUAUUUCUUGGUGAAGUAUGACAGCAAUGAUGUACACACUGUGAUUAUAGUCACUGUAAUUAUAGUCUGUUCAAUCCUCAGAUUGUUGAGUAAUUUUUAUCAGGAACUUUCUUGUAUCCCUUCUGUCAUGCCGAGAUUAGUUGUUUUUAUACCUGCUAAUGGAAUUCCAGAUUGGUUCAGAUACCAGACUACGAACACGUCAUUAGCCAUUCAGCUGCCUCCAAAUUGGUACAAUGAUUAUACAUUCUUAGGAUUGGCAAUCUGUGCUACUUUAGAAAUCCAAGAGCAUCCAGGACCAGAACAAAGAAAAGAUGUCCAACGGCUUCCACCAGUUUUGCCAUAUAUUUCAAGUCCCUCAGGAUGUGAUUACAAAUGUCAAUUUGUAUUGUUUUCUGCUGAUAGAGAGUGCUUAAUUUUGGGCAAAGAAUCUCCCUUGAAUGGAGACAGAUUGGCUCUAUCGAAUCAUUUGUGGCUUUUCUUUAUACCAUUUGAUGAAUUCUUCCAAAAGAGGAAAUGGAGUCAUGUUGAGGCUUACUUUAGGCUUGAAGGUUCAGGUCUUCAGUUCAAAAAGUGUGGGGUUCGCGCUGUACACUUAAAAGAUGUGAAAUUCACUGAAUCAGUGUUUCUUGGCCUAAAUGAGGCUCAGUUCAAAGUUGUUACCCGCCUACUUAAGCAGGUUCUUCAAACAACAGCUUUUGGAAAUGGAGGUAACUCUUUUGUUGAGGAGCAAGAUGGUACUGAGAUGAACAAAUAUUCAGUUGAUUCCAUGAUUGAACUCAAGACAUACAACAGAUAAGAACAAAAUGCAGGUACCUUAUCUUUUCUCCAGUUUGAUUAUUCGACAUUAGACAUAGUUGAUCGAUCAUCCAAUAAGGGAACUGUGUAGCCCUGGCACAUCUAGCCACUUGCAAAGUUUCCUGUGGGCAUGUCAAGGAUGUGUUGUUUAUCUAUUCUCUAGGACAAGACAAUUGCAUAAUAAACAAUAAAACCACUGUAAUAUUUCCAGGAGACUUGGUUUUCAGUUUUUUGUAGCUUAUGUUUGAUGAACAGGUUAAACAAAACCAUCUUCAGAGUUUCUGUCGCCA